Molecule: messenger RNA, 1785 nt
Organism: Saprolegnia diclina VS20
Lineage: Eukaryota; Oomycota; Saprolegniomycetes; Saprolegniales; Saprolegniaceae
Exons: 1
Source: RefSeq, a predicted model, not a curated record
CCAUGACCGAGUACGGCGUCGACGUCUCUACCCAGACGCGCGUGCUCCGGCGCUGGGCGCCCCGGCACUUGGUGCUACGAGGCCAAACGCUCACGCUCUAUGACGGCGCCGCCCUCUGCGAGACGCAUGCCAUGGCGCAGUGCCACGUCACGGCGCUGCCCCCGGAGCCCCCGACCCGUUGCUUCUUGCUCGAGCUGCGCUUUGCCUCGAAGAAGACCCUUCGCAUCCUUGCCGACAAUGCCAUUCUUCAUGCGCGGCUCAAGACCAUCUUGGAGGCCGCUGCAACGAGCGACCGGUACACCCUCCCGCCCUUCUCGGACGCCGACCGUCUUUUGUGCGUUGCCGCCACCGUCACGGAGCGGGCCAAGCACCGCCGAGUCCCAUCCAGCGGCCUCACUCCUGCGCAUAUCCAAGCAUAUGUAGCUCGUCUCAAGCGGAUCGUCGACCGGGACUUCGCCGGCGUCGCGUCGCCCGAAGCGCUCUACGCCAAACUCGUCGACCUUGAAGCCACGUACGUCGUUAAUUACCGUGAUGACACGCAUUGCGUCACCGAGUCGUUCCCGCACCUUGCCUACCAGCUCGACGCACUCAACUUUGCGCUGGGGCACAACCCGUCUCGCGCUACGCCAAAUGCCGACGUCAUUGGCGUCUGCACCUUUUGCAAGCGCGAGCUCGAGCCGUGGAAAGCGCGCAUCAUGUACCAGCGCAACCAAACAGCGCAGUGCGGUCACUGCAACGAGUACGUCGACGUACAGACGUACUACAAGCGUUGCUUCGACACGAGAGCGUUCGACAUGCCGCUGCGCGACGUCUUGGCACAGUGCCCGCACAGGCAUUGCCGACGACCUUUGGAGUUGCGCCUCGUGUAUGCGCUCCACGUACAUGACGAGGCCGUGACGUGCCCUUGUUGCAGCCACACGCUUUUGUACGAAACGUUUCAAAUUGCGCUCUUCCAGCGUGAGCACCCGUACCUCGAGUGGAUCAGCGACUUUACCACGCAAAAAGAAGUCAUGAGUCGACUCGCGGUGCCCCGCGACCUCCCGAUCGACGGCCGCUGGGACACAUACCUCCGAACGCUCCUUGGCUGCAUUGAUGCACGCACCAAGACCAAGCCGCCAAUAAGCCGCAUCGAAGCAUAUGCGCUCAAAGAACAAGUGCAGUCGAAAGCCGGCGCGAUUCGCGCCAACGCGCUCGGUGCGUUUCCCAUCGAUCUGGUGCGCGCCAUGGUCCACGAGUUGCGACUUCUGAGCGUCCUAUUGGCCCACGACACGUACUGGGCGACGCCACCAAUCGCGGCGGCGGCCAUCGCGCGCUACGAACACUUUAUGGCGCUGCAAAAGGGGACGACGCUGACACCGACGCUGGACAUUGCCGUUGCGUGGUGCGCCCACCGGACGCAGCCGUCGGCCUACGUCGCUUACUCGACAACGGUUGCCGGUGCUGUCGUGGCGUCCUCUACCGGGACUGACGCCACGUACGCUGAAACGUGCACUCUGUGGACCAAGGCGUACGGCGAGGCGUACUCGUCGUUUGUGCCGACAACUGGCGACGGAAAAUGGCUCGUGCCCCGGGGCGACUCGCGCUUCUUUGGCGUUGACGACGCGCUGCCGCGAUCCAAGCACAACGAUGACAACGGCGACGACCGUGCGCUGCGCGGUGUCAUUGGCACUCCGAUCUUUGACACGCGCGUCGCGUCAUCGAAACUGUACCUCCUCCUUCCCCACUCUAGUGCUUCGCCCUAAGACUUGUAGUACACUACUAGUAUAUUUUAUUCGUUUAGUGCGA